Trichomonas vaginalis G3 is the source of this 351-nucleotide messenger RNA. RefSeq lists its product as uncharacterized. The coding region runs from base 1 to 351 and encodes 116 amino acids. The record is from RefSeq and is a predicted model, not a curated record. NCBI's taxonomy places the organism in Eukaryota, Parabasalia, Trichomonadida, Trichomonadidae. The transcript has a single exon.
AUGCUCACCAUUUUAUUGGGAUUUGUUAGGGCUGGUGACACACCAGAUCCAUGCUCUGCAUACAACAGCUCAUGUCUUUUAUGCAUGCAGCAUGAUAAUGAAUGCUUUUACUGCUUCGGAGAAAAGAAAGAAUUACAUAAAUGCGUCUCUCUCACAUAUGCAAACAGUACAACAUGCACUCACAAAACAAAGGAGACAGAUGCCGCAUGUGUCCAAUUAUUAGGUGGCGAUGCUGUUCCUGCAACUAGAUAUAUCAUCGGCUCUGUUAUUUUGGCUAUCGGAAUUAUCGUUGACCUUGUUGUUAGGUUCUGCUCAUCAUCGAAACCAAGAGAUGAAUAUGCACAUCUCUAA